Messenger RNA from Helicoverpa zea (corn earworm), 3762 nucleotides. RefSeq names its product alpha-(1,3)-fucosyltransferase C-like. Gene Ontology annotation, molecular function: alpha-(1->3)-fucosyltransferase activity. Gene Ontology annotation, cellular component: membrane. The record is from RefSeq and is a predicted model, not a curated record. NCBI's taxonomy places the organism in Eukaryota, Metazoa, Arthropoda, Insecta, Lepidoptera, Noctuidae. The transcript is spliced from 3 exons. Bases 646 to 1914 code for a protein of 422 amino acids.
UGCGGUGUGGGUUACAUUACACAGUAACAUAUGUUUACACGCUCAGUUCCCCGGUCUCCGUCACGCGUGUCGGACUGCUUUAUAGAAAAAUCGAACUGUCUGUUUCGUAAGUGUACAAAAGAAUAUUUUUCGUAAAAGGUGAGUCACCCCGUAACGUCCAUAUUCCAAUGACCUUGCCCGUGUCAGUCGCGGCUCGCGGAGCGUGCGCUAAGCCCGCUCGUCGCCCCGCGCUCCCGAACCGACACCAGAACACUCCCCACCACAGAGCACCACCACUACCGAACCGACCGUCAAUCUCACAGCAUUAACACAAGAAGAUAACAACAAUAUACAUUCACGCGGACAUUGCAGAACCAUUCGAAUAUCCGCGUUCCCUGCCAUAUGUGAUGUGAUCCUCGCAAACACAGAACCGUAAUGGCUUGUCUCCGCACUGCGCAUGUGCGUGCUAUCCGACCGAUUUAGAAUGGACGCGCUACGGGCAGUGAAAUUGGUAUUGGACCGUCGUUUUCAUCUGGCCGGAGUGUAAAGACGUGGGUGGCGACGCAACAACAGAUAUCGAAGAUUUGGAGGUUGGCAACUGAUGCCAUCACAAAUGCAACAGACCGCUGCACAUACACACAAGUGCUCGAUAAUGAAGCCGCCGAGAUGUCUCGACGCUUCCCGGCUCCCUGCCACCUGCAAUUCUUAAAGCAGAUGCGAUCCGUGAAGUUCUUCUGCCUAGUCUGCUGCACCAGUUUCGCGUUCUCCCUCCUCUGGGUACAACUCGCUACCAGGCAGGACCAGCCUGUAACUGAGACUCUUAUUCAAGAGGCCAUUGAGAAUGUCGGACGAGAUUUCAGAUACAAAGAUGUGUACAGAAAGACGACUGCCCUCCCUAAAGAUUUCAAAUAUAUCUUACUCUGGACAAGUAGUGAUUAUUCUCCAUUUUAUUUCUUCGGCCAUGGACAAAGAGCUUUCCUCGACAGAAAGUGUUCGGUGAUCAAAUGCUACGUCACUACUGAUAGAAAGUUUUUCGGUGGUGACCUUACUAAGUUCGAUGUUAUAGCGUUCAACGGACGGACUAUGAGGUUGUCAGACUUGCCCCGGUCCCGGUCUAGCAAUCAACGUUAUAUGUACGUUAAUUUAGAAUCAGCCGAUAACUUCCCCGUGUGCCAAGAGCAGUUUGACUCAUUCUUUAAUUGGACGUCGACUUAUAGACUAGAUUCCGAUAUACCAAAUCCUUACUUAUUGAUUCGGGAUAGCAAAGGUAAAAUCGUGGGUCCAAAUCGUAAAGUGCAAUGGAAGAAAGACAUGGAAUCAGUGUAUGACGAGUAUGCUGGUAGAAUAAGGAAUAAAACAAAGGCGGCGGCUUGGUUUGUUUCUAACUGUCGUGCCAGGAGCGGUAGGAGGGGUUACGUGAAAGCUCUGGCAAGCGCCUUGAAGACAUAUGGGCUGACAGUGGAUGUGUAUGGGAAAUGCGGGACCCUGAACUGUCCAAAAAAGGGGCCGGGUAAUUGUAAAAGUCUAUUGAAGAAAGAUUACUUUUUUUAUUUGUCUUUGGAGAACUCAUUCAGUGAGGACUACGUGACGGAGAAAGUGCUGACUGCGGUGGAGAAUGAUGUCGUGCCUAUCGUGUACGGGGGAGCUGAUUAUUCAAGAUUCCUUCCACCGGGAUCUUACAUCGACGGCAGAAAGCAACACGUGAUGGAAUUAGCCGCAACGAUCAACCGGCUGAUCAAUUCUCCCAAAGACUACCUCGAAUAUUUUAGAUGGAAGCCCCAUUACACUUACCAUGAGUCAAUAAGCAACGAAAACGUUUGCAACCUAUGUGAAGCUCUCCACGACAAGAAAAAACUACAUAAUACAUCAAUUUACAACGAGUUUAGAAGCUGGUGGCACCCUAAUUACAAGUACCGGUGCUCUAAAAGUGGAUAGUGAUGAAACACCGGCUCGCUCUGAGCAGUGAUUGCUUCCAAAUAAGAGUAUGCCACGAUUUGAGCAAAACAAGAUUUUCAAUCAUGACUUUGCUUACCUCGAGGCAUUAUAUUAAAUUUAGUGUUGAUAUGCAAGUUAAAGUAGAUUAGUACGCCUCGUUAAUGUUAAAUAUAUUUAACUUGUCCUGUUGUUUACUUAAAAUUAGGUACUUAAAGGGUUUUUGUUAUUAUAAUAACGGAGUGCGGGACGACUUUCGGCCAUGGUAGCUCUCGAGCCUAAGAAGAUCUGGCAGCUGCGCAUGAUAUUCUAUAAUUGGUACUUUUGAUUCCCUCACUCUCAUAGCCCGAUGGGACGACAAUCGGUGAGAUCGGAAAAAGUUUAUAUUGUUAUAGGUACUGUAGGAAAAAUAAAUAAUGGUGAAAUGAAAUGGUGGUAGGUAAUACCGCAUUUUGUGAUUGAAGUUACUAAGGCUUGAUAUUAUUGUUAAAAAUGUUUUAUUGGAUGAACAUUUUGAUAAUUUAAGUUGUUUGAAUCUGGAUACAGCUAAGAGCAUUUGUUAUUCAUUUAAUUACAAUAUUUAAAUACUUUAGUUAGAGACUCUGAUUAGAUCUGAACCGUGUUUUUUUUACUUUGUCAACUGGAAAGGACACGUAGGCUUUAUUGUUGGCUCCAAAACUUUUAAGAAUCACCAUUAGUACUGAAAAAAAUUACGUCUUCUUGUAAGUUCAUCUUUUUCUCAUAGUAAAGUUCACACCAAAUUUCAUGGCGGCUCAGAAUAUUGAUUUGGAGCCAUCAAGCUUGGCGAGAACUGUAUUAUUGGUAAAUCUUAUUGUAUUCAUUGAAAAUAUCAACAUUAUCUUCCAAGGCAUUCAAAUAUAAUAGUUUGAUAUUAUUCCUAUUCAUCUAAGUAUUAGAACUACGAUUAAGUUAAUAAGUCAGUGAUUUUAGAAUAAACAGAUUUUAAGAACUUCCAUACUUUCGUAGAUAUUUUUAAGGAUUACUUUUUUUGGGUUUUUUAAACUGAUUUUGUGUGCCAUCAUGUAACACGUUAUAAUCAUUUAAUACAACGAUUUCACUACAUUGAAAAAAAUAUUUUAUUGAUUUGGUACAUUGAUCUUUUAUUUCAAAAUGUUUUAUGAAAUACAUAUGUGAUGUACAGUUUUCAGUAUUUACAAUACUGUUUGUGGUGACGGUGGACACACAUCUAGUAGAGGCGAGCAAAAACAAACCACGGAGUAAAUAUGUACAGUUGUGAAGAUACAUACCAACAUUCGUAAAAAUGUCACUCAUACACGCAUGUGCAUCAACGAGCGUAUCUUCACAAUCUAUAUAUAAAUGAAACCCGCUUUCCGUUGUCACGACAUAACAUGAAAACGGCUUGACCGAUUUGGCUGAAAAUUAGAGGGGAGGUAACUUAGACCCGGGAGAAGGUUUUAGGAUUUUGGUCACCAUCCGGCUACGGGACGCGGGUGAAACCGCGGGCGAAAGCUAGUUGUUUAUAAGAGAGUAUAUUUAAACUGUAGGCGAAGGAAAUUCUCUUUACGAAAUCUUGUUAGCCCACUUCUGCGCGUAGAAAAAGUCAAAUCGUCCGAAGAAAUGUCAGACGAAUUUGGAUGAUGUCAUCAGACUUCUCGCUUUUGUUUUGUGUUCGCUCAAAGCUAGAGUGCUGAUUCCAAGUUUUGUAAGUUAAAACUCUUUAUACGUAAUCAUAAAUUAGCUGGAAUCGGAGAUUUGGAACUAUAAAUCGAAUCAGUGAUUUGGAAUAAUAAAUCUGCUACAAUUGGAGAUCUGGAAUUAUAAUUCGCCUAAAUAAGGAAUCGUAUAUUACAUCACAUGAUUUUAAUGUUA